CUCUAUGAAAAUUGACAAGCAAAUGCUUUCGUCCGCCAUAAUCAUUUGCGGAAUUUGUUAUCAAACAUCAGGCGAACAAAACCAGUGUGUUUAUAGUUUUUUAGUGAGCAAUGGCUAUAGUUGAGGACGAAGUUAGAAAUGAAUCGGAAGAAGAAAAUGAAAUUGAGGUGGUAGUGGAAGAGGAGGAGAAUGACGGAGCAGACUCUGACGACUCAGAUGAUGAAGAUGAGGAUAUGAUAUUGGAGAGAAAAGUGAAGGAGUUGGAAGCACGCAUUGCAGAAGACCCUUACAACUAUGAUGAACAUGUUGAUCUUAUCCAAGCUUUGUGGGGUUUAUCCUCACUGGAGCGCUGGCGCUCUGCCUUCGAACGUCUACAACAGCUGUCAUCCCUGCGGGCGGAGCACUGGCUGCUUCGACUGCAAACUGAAGUGUCGUUAGCACACACAGAUGUAUCUCGUGAACGGGUGGCCAAGCUGUUCCAACAAGCUGCGCUUGAUUGCUACUCAAUCCCGAUACUAAGCGAGUGGUGUUCCUGGUCGCUGACGUUCGGCGAGGCGGACAAAGCGAGGGCACAACUCGAAGAGGUGAUCAGACGAGCUGGGGCUGACCCAUUCUCCGGGAAGAUCUUUUGGGAUGCUAAGUUGGAGCUGGAGAAGGCCCAGUUGGAAACUAUGAGGGAGGAAGACACAGAGUACGUAGCACAAAAGGAGCGGGUGCUAUGGUGCCUUGAAGAGGCAGUCUCUCGGCCGCUGCUUAGGGGAGAGGACGCCUUACAACAGAUGGAGGAACUCGCGCUGUCCUUGCAUGAUCAGGACUAUGUUGACAAGGUGAAGAAACAACAUGAAUCUGCAGCAGAUUUUUUGAACAAAAUAACGCCAUUCGAGGACAAGCUAUUGACCUUAGAGAAUCCAGAUGAGAAAUGCCAAGUGUACCAGGAGUAUAUAGAUACAGUGAAGGAUCUGUCUCUAGAUGAGAAGUACGCUGAAUGUGAUAGUAAUGGAAUAUUGAGGGUGCUGUACGACCGCGCGACCACCGACUGCAUAGUAUGCGCGGGCUCCUACGAGCUGCUCGUCGCAUACGCGCGUCACGCGCAUGCGCACUCCUCGCGCAGCACGUACUCGCGCGUGCUGGACUCGUGCGGCCGCCGCUGUCCGCGCCGCGCCACCUUCUGGACGCUCGCCAUGCAGCAGGCGGAGCACGAGGGAGGGGGGUUCGAGGAGGUGAAGUCAAUAUUCGAGACAGCUCUCUCGAAGGGCAUGGAGACGUACAAACAGAACGAGGCGCUGUGGCUCAGCUACUUGGAGUACACGCGGCGUCGCACACAGCUCGACAAUGAGGACGAUGUCGAGAAGAUGCGGAGGACGUUUAGACUCGCCUGGGAUUCACUCGCUGAGGCUUGGGGCGAAGAGGCGAACGACUGUGAAGUGCCGUUAUAUUGGGCCCGCCUCGAGUACAAGGUGCUGAAUGACCCCAAACAAGGAAAGGAGAUCUUCGAGGAAAUAUUCAAAUACGGCGAAAACAAGACCAUGUCGAAAUACUGGGAGGCUCUCAUCACGUUAGAAAGUAAUCGAAGUCCAAAACCUUCUGAGAACAAACUGCGCGAUUUGAUGCGUCGAGCGCUACGGUCCGUGAAGGACUACCCGCCGUCCAUAGCGAGGCUGUGGACCGACUACGAGAGGGACCAUGGACAUCUCAGCACUUUGAGGGAGUGUGUGGACGCUUGUGAGGCAAAAACAAAAGAAUGGCGUGAAAGCUAUCAAGCGAUGAAGGACAAAAUGAUUGGUAACAAGAAACAGCAGAAAGGCAAGUCUGACAACAAAAAGUCCAAGUUUGACAAGAAGAAGUCUAAAGAUGACUUCAAGGACAAGGGCAAAGGGAAACGGAAGUCGGAUGGUGCUGAUGAGGGCAGUAAGGGGAAGAGGAAGAAGGAAGUUGAGAUGGAGGUAGAUCAGGAAGACACGGGGGGAGUUAAGAGAUCUCAUGAUGAUGAAGAAGAGGAAGAAGUGGGUGAGAGCAAGCGUCAACGCACGGACAGCACGAGUCCGCAUCGGCUGGGCACCAGGGACGCGUGCACUCUCUUCGUCAGCAACCUGGAGUUCAAAGUGGACGAGCAGAGACUCCGAGACAAGUUGUCACAAUACGGCGACAUCAUCUCGCUGCGAGUUAGGAAGGGGAUCAAAGCGUUCGGCGGAUCCAUCUGUUAUUGCCAAUAUAAAACUCCAGAAGCAGUAGACGAGGCACUAAAACACGACAGGAUGCCACUAGACGGUCGUCCGAUGUUCCUCUCCCGGUACUCAGCUACUAAGAAGUCCAAGCCCACCUUCAAAUACUCCACAGAAGCGGAGAAGAACAAACUGUUUGUGAAGAAUCUGCCCUUCUCGCAUUGUACUAAGGACGCUUUGGCUGAUGUCUUCGAUAAGUACGGCAAAUUGAAGGACGUGCGGGUGGUCACGCAUAAGGAUGGCAAACCAAAGGGCCUAGCGUACAUAGAGUAUGAAGACGAGAGCUCAGCAGCCGCCGCCGUCACCAGCACACACGGCAUGACGCUCGCGGACCGCAAGCUCGACGUAGCGCUCAGUGCACCGCCGCCGAGACAGACCGAGCUGCCGGCACUCGGCCUCGCCAAGCGAGACGCGGGCGGUGGCAUGCGACGAACGCAACUCAGCAGUUUCAUCCCCAGCGUGCUACAGCGACCAUCCACGAGUACAGCCAAGCCGACCACCAGCACAGCCAACGGCAGCUCCACCAACGGCGACCAGACCAAUGGCGACCACAGCAACGACAAGCGACCACUCAGCAACAGCGACUUCAGAACUCUUCUGCUUAAGAAAUAACCAACUAAUAAUAAAUAAUGCUUUUACAAAUACAGUCUGUAAAUAAACUUAAAACUUCAUACCUUUAGCGGAACUCACAUUUUUAGCCGACCUCAAUAAAAGAAGUAGGUACGUUUUCAAUUAUCGAUACUUUUUAUAUUAGAGGUGUACCGUGAUCGAUGAAUAUUCCGCCUGUUUGCUACGGUUUAGUAAUCUAACGUAGUCGGCUUAGUAGAUUGUGUAAGAAUAAUCGACCUUUCUGACAGCAAUAAUAUUCGCUUAAAAAUAAAUAAUUCACGUUAGUGAUAAAGUAAAAACUACUUAUAAACGUAAACAUAGUCGAUUAUCGAUUUAAAAUAAUCGUUUUAAAGUACCCAGUACAUCUCUAAAGGGCGCCAAAUAUGAUGUGAACUGAGAAGAAAUUCGUGCUGUAUUUAACGGAUUUCGACAAUCAGAACGAUUGCGUCACGGUUAAAGUUUUCUAGAUCAGUAGACGUAGUACGAGCAUACAUAUGUAAGGGAAGAGUGAAUGAUUUUUUAUUGACAUAAUUUCUAAGGUUGACUAAAUGCUAGUCUUGAAUAAAACGUUAGAAUAGUUCGUGCUACGCCUACAGAUCAGACAACCGUGUAUUUUGGCUUUAACUCGUAAUGAUAAGCGCCUCAUACGCUAGUACAUAGGUACCGUAUAUUACGUAUUUGAAGGCGAUGAUUUGUAUACUUAUGAUAUCACUGUAUUAUAAAUGGUUAGGACGGGACUUUGACACCGAAAGUGGUGUUUAUUUGUGAAAUUAUAAUCACAAUAAUUCAUGUAAUCACUAAGCUUCGUCAUUGGUAUGUUUAUUUCGUUGUAAAAAUUUAAAUUUCAGUUUUUGUUCUGUUAAGUCUAUAUGAAAUGUCUGUAUUAGGAUGUGAUGUGUGUCGGAGUGUCGAUGCACGGUUUUGGUGUCUAAUGGUUGAUUUAUGAAUUUCGUGUAAUGAUUUUUUAUAAAGCUGUUUUAAAAGGUUAUUCGCACUUCGGUAAAAGAUGUUGCAGGGUAAAGAAAAUUCGAAUUUAUAAAUCUUGCAACGGCACUUCGUGAUACAAUUGAGAACUUUGUCAAUACUUGCUUUUUGUUACUCAAAACCGGAUUGUUUAUAUCGAUGUUCACGCAUUCAUUCCAUAGACGUUUAAUGCGUAUUAUUGUACCAAGAUGUGAUCGAAAUAUAGUCACAAUUUUCAUAAUAAUUAUAGCCAUAUAGUCCACUUCACUUGAAUGUAAAUGUUUGAUAUAUAAAUAAUAGCAGUCACUCAGCGUGUGUGUACACAGUAACUUCUGAUUAUUUUGUGUUAUAUAACUUGAACAUUUGUUUUGUAUUCGGAGUUUUACACUGCGGUGUGAUUGCGGACAGUGAAUGAUUCAGAAUAAAUGAGUUUUGUUGUA
Messenger RNA from Helicoverpa armigera (cotton bollworm), 4234 nucleotides. RefSeq names its product squamous cell carcinoma antigen recognized by T-cells 3 (gene Rnp4F). Gene Ontology annotation, biological process: RNA processing. NCBI's taxonomy places the organism in Eukaryota, Metazoa, Arthropoda, Insecta, Lepidoptera, Noctuidae. Gene Ontology annotation, molecular function: RNA binding; protein binding. The transcript is spliced from 18 exons. The coding region runs from base 111 to 2834 and encodes 907 amino acids. The record is from RefSeq and is a predicted model, not a curated record.